This is a messenger RNA of Amphiprion ocellaris (clown anemonefish), 3258 nucleotides long. RefSeq names its product centromere protein T (gene cenpt). The record is from RefSeq and is a predicted model, not a curated record. Gene Ontology annotation, molecular function: DNA binding; protein heterodimerization activity. NCBI's taxonomy places the organism in Eukaryota, Metazoa, Chordata, Actinopteri, Pomacentridae. Gene Ontology annotation, biological process: mitotic cell cycle; chromosome segregation; kinetochore assembly. The transcript is spliced from 13 exons. Gene Ontology annotation, cellular component: kinetochore. Bases 227 to 3007 code for a protein of 926 amino acids.
UCACUUAAAUAUAACGCGGGACAGAGAAAGAUCCGUUGAACCGAACAACGUCAGACGCAAGUCGGGGGUAAAUAAUGUUUACCUAGAUGAAAACUGUGAGAUCUUCUUUCAUCUCCAUUUUAUGAGGAUUUUCGCCUAUUUACAGAAAGCACAGCCGAACAGGGUUACCGUUUGAGUGUUAAUAACGUUUGUUAGCUGACCGGCUAACCAGCGGCUAGGUGUCUAAAUGGAUCCAACGGAGAACUUGUCUGCUCGGGUCCUGCUGCACAAUAUCCUCAGCAUCGAGUCACCCAAGACUCCUAUCACCAGCAGUGUCUCUCGGAGAGCGAGUAGCAGUGGGACCCGACAGAGUGCCAGACUGAGAAAGAAAAAUGCAGGUCCCCAAACCCCACAGGACAUCCUUAGACGCAGCCUGAAACACAAAAUACAUGAGAGUAUAACCAGAAAGUCCCUGCCUGCUACUAGAAGGAGGACUACCUCAGUUGUACUCAGAAAGACAAACACUCCUGCUCCAGCCUCAAUGCUGUUUGAUAAUGCAGACACUCCAAGGCACAUACUCAUGAACAUCCUGCAGACAGAGCCUGUGCAUUCCCCCGUGGUUCAUGAGGAAGGGGCGUUUGAAGAACCGGCGCCUCCUUCAGCCAAAUCCAGUGUUUCCAGCACACAUUCGAGUAUUGAGCUGUCAGGGUUGGAUCUGCCUGAUAUUACUAUUGGCAAUAUACCAAGCACUGCAAAAGGACUGAGCCGAAAGAGACCACGUAGGAGCCUCAAUGUAACAGCUUUUGAAAAACGACUAAAAGAUGGCAAUGAUGCUGAAGAGGUAACUGAAGAAUCGAUAGACAACCCUUCAUUACUGUCUUUGUCAAGUUCCUCUUCCUUGAGUCUAAAAACGCCCUUCGUUGGUGGUCAGAUGGAGAAAACGGGCCUCCAGAGAAGAGUUUCAAACCAUCGGAGAAUCACAGUGGAAGAAUUUGGCGCUGCUGUAAAAAGACUGCAGAUGAGAGCUAUGAGCAGCACUGCAGUGGUACAGCGGGAUCUUGGUGAGACCGCCCUCUCUGAAGGCUUCACCUUGGGCCUAAGCAAACUCAGUGAGCCUGAUAUCACAACUGAUAUCGUCAACUGUAACACAGCUCUCUACGACCAGCCUGAUGCCAUUACCUCCAACUUCUCCAUUGUUGCAACUCAGGAUAAACCUACAGUUAUGGCGUCUCAGCUUCAAAGACAGAUGGAGCAGGAAGAGCACGUGGAAGUGGAGCAGAGCAACCUGGGAAAAACUAUUUAUGUGUUUCCAAGUGAAGAAGAGGGUGGGGAUGAAGUUCAAAGUGACAAAUGUGGUUCUGAGUCUCAGUCAGUGGAAGAUGUUUAUGGAGCUGUUGUUCAAGAUCCUGCAGUUGUGUUGAAAUCUGUGGAAGAAGAUGUGGCUGAAUCUCAGACUAAUGUAACAGAUGAUGUGACUGAGUCUGAAGAAGAGGCAAACAGAGUGGAAGCUCAAACCAAACAGGAAGGUUCCACUGAUUCCCAUCUAGAAGAUGAUGUUGAAGCCCGUUCUAACUCUGAGAAAGCUGAGGUUGCACCAGACUCUCAAACUGAAGAAGAAGAGGACGAAAACGCAACUGAAGCUCAAACUGAAGAUGAAAGUGCAGUUGAUUCCCAACCUGAAGAGGAUGCUGAAGCUGGUUCCUCACAGGCUGGGGACGAUGAGGAAGCACCAGACUCUCAAACCGAAAAAGAAGAAGAGGAGGAAGAGGAGGAAAAUGCAGCUGAAGCUCAAACUGAAGACGAAAGUGCAUUUGAUUCCCAAACUGUAGAGGAUGUUGAAGCUGGUUCCUCACAGGCUGGGGAGGAUGAGGAAGCACCAGACUCUCAAACUGAAAAAAAAGAGGAGGAGGAGGAGGAGGAGGAGGAAGAUGGUGAAGCUCAAUCUCAAAUUGAAGAAGGUGGAGCGCUUUCUCAGUUUGAAGGAGAUGUUGAAGUGGAGUCCCAAUCUUACAGAGAUGAGGAUGAGGCUGAGUCUCAGAACAACAAUGAUGACGAUGGGAAACAGGAGGAGGAAGAGCAGACAUCCGAACAGCUGAAAGGUGCCUUGGAACACAUCAUUCGAAGGACGUGUCGCUCGGAGGGUGCACUCACUGUUCCUGUUAGAAAGGCAGGGGAGGAUUUGGCCAACAACACUGUGGCAGGGUGGUCUGAUGCCAGGUUCAAAGCACACAGUGCUCUUGAUUUACACAGCGGCUUAGCAAUGGGCAGCUAUAAGGGCAGUCAGCCUCAUGCUGGGGAGCCUGACUUGACUGAUUCCUCACCUGAAGGACAGACAGAUGCUUCUUGUACAGAGAACGAACCUGAUGCUAAUAAAGAGAACUCCUUCGAUCUUCUGGAGGUGGAGCAGGAUACUGAAGACAGCGUGCACCUGAGGGAUGCUUCCCCCGAACAACCUCCUGCUGAGGAGGCUUCUGAAGAGGAGGAAGACGACUGUGAUGAUGAAGAGGAUGAUGAAGAAGGAGAAGAGUUUCCCUGUAAAACUCCUGCAUUUGUUCGAGAGAAGAGGAACUUUUUGCAGCCUGAGCCUUCGGCCUCACCAUCAGUUUUUAAAAAUAUCCAAGCCAGUAGGACAAGUGAAGCUUUGACUCCAGCUAAACCUAAGCAGGUGAAACAGAGGAAGAAGGGUCCCGCUAAGAAAACAGCAGGCCUUCCUAAGAGCUACCUGAUGGCUGUCUUCAAGCACUUUGCCAAAACAAAGGUCUCUGCGGAUGUUUACCCUGUCCUAAGUGAGACAACGAAUAAAUUCUUUGACCGGCUGGUGGAAGACUUGGAGACGUAUGCUGCCCAUGCAAAGAGAAAAACCAUAGAGGUUGAGGAUUGUAUACUUCUGCUGAAAAGGCAGGGUUACGUGAACAACAAGGUGCCGGUAGAGGUGCUCAUUGAAAAAUAUCUCAGCAUGCAGCAGAGAAAGCUUCUAAUCCCCAUUGCAACCAGCGGAAAUGUUGUUAUCCCUAAAAUGCGGAGGUGAACAAGCAGCUGCAUUCUGUCUGUCUUAUUGUCUGUAUUAUACUGUGUAAGGAUGAAUGAGUACACGUCUAUAUUUAUGCUCUGUCAGACUCCUCACAAUUCCAGCAGAAAUUUGAUCCCUAAAAUGCAGGAGGAACUUUUUAUGACUGGCUACAUUUAAUGUUAUCUGAUUAUAUUUCUGACUGCUAAAUAUUACACUUUUUGUCUUAUCUGUAUAUGUGUACAUAAUAAUAAAGCUUCAGUUUGUGGACA